UCUCAGCGGUGAGCGGAGUUUGUAACCGUGCGUAAUAGCUCGAAAAACGUCUUUUAGCCUGUUUUAUUUGGCCCGUUUGUUCUGUCGCCGUAACUCGUCGGCCCCGCUGGCCUCCCGUCAUCGAUUCUCGCGGUCGUGUCGGUCGGACAGAGCCGUAUCGUGAAAACGUUGUGCACGCGAAACUUGGACGUCGUUUCCCCUUUCACCGACACGGUGCGUCUACGUCGACGAAACGAGAGUGAGAGAGAAAGACACGGUGGAACGAGGGAAUCGACAGUGACGAGAGGAACGAGGACGACGAAAACGACGCAGACGGUGACGACGACCACGACCGCGACCACGACGUCGACGACGACGACGACGCCGACGACGGCAACGACGACGACGACGACGACAACGACGGGUCGCCGUGGUUUCGCGAGGCGAGGCCGGCCGAACCGGUGCGAGAAUCCGUGAUCGUUCUCUAUCGUAUUGCGUGGUGCAUGUCCGUGAUACAGACGGAGCAGCGGCCGUGGAAAAGCGACGAGAGAGAUUUGAUUGAAAAGCAGUGACGUGUGCUACACGUGUAUAUUUUGUGCUAGUGUUUCGAUCGGGCCUGCCGCGUUAGAAAGGACCGCUGUGUCAGUCGCAGACCACCGGGAUUUCACGGUGUAUACCUCGUCGUUAUAUGGUGGUGAUAGUUGAGCAUCCAGGGGAGGAGGGUGGCAGCAAGGCCCAGGGCGAUGUGGCUUACAAGCGGGAAAGCUCGAGGAGGUGAUAACGACUUCUGACCUCCCGUGAGAGACCCUACCGUGGCGGAGAGGGCCUUGCCAUCGAUCGUCAAGUAAAAGGCUCACCAUUCAGAAGAAAACGAAGAAGAGAAGGCGGAAGAAGCAGCAGAAGAAGACGAAGAAGAAGAAACGACGACGGAGAAAAACGGUGAGACGAAGGAGGAAGAGAGGCGAGCUCUAGGGGAUCGAGAAACACGCACUAGCUGGGAGAAAGGGUGGAGAAAAAGGGCAGGAGAACCUUGAAAAGUAGUCCCCUUACCCGCGGCUGUUUCGCCAAGACAAGACACAUUCUCCCCAGCGGGAUCGCUGCGUGUGCGUAUCGCUCCUAACAUUUUAAAACUUCUACCUUGAGAACAUAUACCUCGUACGAACAAGUACCUUCAAACUUAAACCUCUUUCGCAGCGCAAUAGUGCCUAGGCCCCUCCGAAGAACGCAACUACAAAUAAUAAAUAAUAAUACAAAUAAUAUUAUUAACGAUAACGACGUUAUCUAUAUAUAUAUACACACACAUAUAUAUAUAUAUAUAUAUAUACAUACAGAGACACAAGCGAGACAAAUUAUUAUUCGAUACGAUUAAGUGAUCUAUAGUCGCAAGAGAAGAGUUUAAUUGUAUUGUUCGGCCAGGAACAAAGUCACCUACGCGCAAUCUGUGUGACCGUGUCAUCUAUAUCUGUCUCUUUCUAUAUACAUGUAUAUGCAAGAACGUUGUACAGGUCUCUUCGGAUAAAAAGAGUAUAAAGAGGAACCCCGUGACCUGCGAUCAGCGCACGGACGCACCAGAAGAAACCGUUCGGUUUGUCGAGAGAUUCGAUCAGGAAUUCUCGUUGAUAACGUCACCAUCCCCCCUCCCCCCUUCUUUCACCCCCAACACACCCCCUGCCCAACCCUGUCACGAUUCCGCAAAACCUAACCAUCCAAUCUGUAACCGCCCCUCCGUUUAAUCGAUUCUACGAACCAGGACAGCAAAGUACCUGCAGACACAGAUAUAUUUAUAAUAAUAAUUUAUAUAAUAAUAGCGAUACCGAAUAGUAAUAGCACGACGUUAGCGAUAACGGCUAAGGGCAAAGAGAAUAAUAAUAGCAACUAAUAGGAUAGAUCACUACGUAAUAAGUGACGAGAAGAGGACGAAGGAGACAAAGCAAGGAUCGUACAACAGAGUGUGAACGCUUAAAUAAUUCUAUACGCGCUAUGGUUAGAGUACUUCUACUUUGCGGUUAAUCUACUCAGCGAUUGCGGGGCCUGUUCUACAUAUAUACGAUCAAGAUACCUCAAGACAGCAACGGGCGACAAUUCGAUUCGAGCAGUAUGCACCUGCAGCCGAGGUUCGAGGCGCGCGUCAAGAUGCGGUAGAGGAAGUCCCUUGAACCGCGACGAAACAGGCGCCGGAGGAAAGUCGAAGGAACAAUCGAGCCUGGUUGCAACUCGGUCGUUCGCGUCCGUUCGUGAUAGACAGAGUAUAAGCGAGCAUAAUAGGAACCGAAAGGAAAGGAAACGGUACGAGAAGCAUCCGGGAGGGAUACCCUGCCGUCGAAAGGCGACGAGGGAUCUGCGUGGGCGACGGUACCGAAGGGUUUAUUCCGCGAACGAUCAGAGGAUCGUCCAUCUUGGCCGCGGUGGUCGUUGAAACAAGAGAGUGCUCGUUAUUUUUAUCCGCGAGUGCAUAAUCGUUCGGGGGCGCGAAACCCUGAACUCUGAGUAUUUACGAAUAGAAUAGAAAGCACUGCCUUCCCCGCGCGGAACCGAGAGGAACCAAGAGGAACGUGGGCCGCGAGCAGAGAGAGAGAGCGGGUAAAGGGAGUUCGAUCCCGUGAUCCCGAGAUCCGGGGUAACCGAUACCGUCGAGAGUCGUCGAGGAAAGCAACCGGAAGCGAGCUACAGAGGGAGGUGGACAGAGGUGAGCAGAGGACCCGUCACGGUGGCCAGCUUAGUGAGCGGCAACGUAGCGGUGCGUUACGAUGAGGCGACGGGAGUGGUUGGCACGGGGGGUGUCGUGUUGGCAGCCACUUCCAGGUUAGCCGCAGCCGAUCCAGCCGCGUCCAGCAUGGACACCAGCGACUCCAGCAUGGACACGACGAACGGAGGCUCGGCGACCGGGGCAGCGAGCGUAGGUACGCUCGCCUCGGUGGUGUCUGGAGCGGCGUCCUUGACGCUGAUCAAGGCCGAGACGCCGGAACACCUGGCUGGUACCUCCACGACGCCCUCGUCGGUCACCGGACCGGUUACAGCGGCCACCGGCCUCUUCGCCGCCAUCGCCAGCGGCAAUAAAAGCUCGCGACCGGACGAUUGGUUGUCCACGAACAGUCCUGGAUCGCCCUCCGCCACGCUGCAGAACCAGCACGUGGUGUACACGACUCCUCAGCAACAGCUGAGUGACUCGCAGCAACAGCAACCCCCCUUGGCACACUCCAGCCCCCUGGCACACCAACAGCAGCAACCCGCCAGCAACAAUGGAUACGCCAGUCCUAUGAGCACCAGCAGCUACGAUCCUUACAGUCCCAACAGUAAGAUAGGUAGGGACGAGCUGUCGCAGCCUGGCUCUUUGAACGGCUAUGGAAGCGGAGGCGGAGGAGGUGGAGGAGGCGGAGGAGGCGGCGGUGCCGACGGCUGCGACGCCAGGAAGAAGAAAGGACCGACGCCGCGGCAGCAGGAAGAACUGUGCCUGGUCUGCGGGGACCGCGCCUCCGGGUACCACUACAACGCCCUGACCUGCGAGGGUUGCAAGGGCUUCUUCCGGCGCAGCAUCACGAAGAACGCGGUCUAUCAGUGUAAAUACGGGAACAAUUGCGAGAUCGACAUGUACAUGCGGCGCAAGUGUCAGGAGUGCAGGCUGAAGAAGUGUCUGACCGUCGGCAUGAGGCCGGAGUGCGUUGUGCCGGAGUAUCAGUGCGCUGUGAAACGCAAGGAGAAGAAGGCGCAGAAGGAAAAGGAUAAGCCGAACAGUACAACGAUGAACGGUUCGCCAGGCAGCGGAAUACGCAGCGACCAAAUGGGCGUGAAGAUCGAACCAGCGGAAGCCGAAUCCUUGUCCACGUCCGGGAGCAGUGGUAUUCUAACCCCCGUCAGCCCUUACGGCUACGUGAAGCCGAUUAGCCCCGAACAGGAGGAGCUGAUACACAGGCUCGUCUACUUUCAAAACGAGUACGAGCAACCCAGUGAAGAAGAUCUCAAGAGGAUCACGAAUCAGCCGUCGGAGGGUGAGGACAUCAGCGAUUACAAGUUCAGGCACAUCACCGAAAUCACGAUCCUGACGGUGCAGUUGAUCGUCGAGUUCUCGAAGAGGUUACCCGGCUUCGACGAGCUGUUACGCGAGGAUCAGAUCGCCCUGCUGAAAGCCUGUUCCAGCGAGGUGAUGAUGCUCCGAAUGGCAAGGAAGUACGACGUGCAAACGGACAGCAUAAUAUUCGCCAAUAACCAGCCGUACACGAGAGACAGCUAUAACGUAGCAGGCAUGGGCGAAACGAUCGAGGAUCUGCUGCACUUCUGUCGGCAGAUGUAUGCCAUGAAAGUCAACAACGCAGAGUACGCGUUGUUAACGGCCAUUGUCAUAUUCUCAGAGAGGCCAAACCUGCUGGAAGGCUGGAAAGUGGAGAAGAUCCAGGAGAUCUACUUGGAGGCGUUGAAAGCGUACGUGGACAACAGACGCAGGCCAAAGUCCGGCACGAUAUUCGCCAAGCUGUUGUCCGUAUUGACAGAGCUGCGGACCCUCGGUAACCAGAACAGCGAGAUGUGCUUCAGUCUGAAGUUCAAGAACAAAAAGCUGCCACUUUUCCUCGCCGAGAUCUGGGACGUGACGCCCUAGUUUCCCCGUAGCCGGUCACCGGCGCCCGCGCCGAUCGGCUAACAAGUGUUUAUCAGUCCGCGCGACGUCGAAGACGACGCUGGAGCGCGGCGAGAGACGACGAGCUAAACGUGGACGUUGAGAUAACGGCGUGCGCGACAUGUUGUACACUAAGUGCACCAACCAUGCCACUGCCCUCGGCGUCGACGAAGUCGGCCGCGCGUCCGAAAACAAGCAAACCCAGGUCGUUACGAGUCGCUACGCUCAGUUUCCCGGGGCUCUGCGCGGCCCUUCGACGAAGAGACCGGAGAGAGCCAAAGGCGUCGCGUUCGAGCCCAGACGCGGGGAAAACGAGAGCUCGAGGAAUAAAAGUAGGGAUUACAAAAGAAUACGAAGAAGGCAGUGGCGAGGCAUCCAGGCUGUGAUACGUAGAGACAGUACAGAGACUGUAAUAAGGAGCUACCUACAGUUAUGUUAUUACUAUAUCCUCUACCUGGCUACCCCCGGAAUCGAUAUGUAAAUGUCUAAUGUAUAAUGUAAGGUACAGGUUUAAGGCAGGCGCGUCGUACGUGAAGAUUUAAGGCAGUACGAAUCUAAAUAAAAGCUAAGACAACAGAGUUAGGAAGCGAGAGAGAGAGAGAGAGAGAGUACGAGCGAACGAGAGAAAGAGAGAAAGAGAGAGAGAGAAUGAGUGUUCAACGUAUGCGUGCAAUUCGGAUGAGAAAGACACGGAGAGACGAAAAGAUGAUUAAGAAAAAAAAAAUGAUUAUCGCACUAGUAGCGUGCCGGACAGAGGUCGAAACAAAGGUCGGGGCAGCUGUUGAGCAGCUACUCGGCCACCCACGAAUCGAGUGCGAAGUAACAAACAAAAAGAAGAAUAACAAAUGAUACGAUUAUACAUAAUGAUACCAUAGAGUCUAUAUCACACACAUAGCAUAAUAAUAUAUUGCUAGCAUGUACAUUGUUUAUACGAGAAAGGGUAACGGGGGUGAGACAGAGUGAACGUGAGAGAGAAAGAAAGAAAGAGGUUUCGAGGUAAAGGUUGCGUUUGUUUCCGGGAACGAUGUUACGGGGAAACGAGUAUCUCCCGCGACGGAAAGGUCGGAAGACGAGGCUUGGCAUUUGCGCGCGUCCGGGAUUUUCUUUUUCGCGAACUUGGCAGAAGAACGACGGGUAAACGAGCGGGGAACGUGGGAAUAACGUAGUAGAAACGUAGGAAGUAAGUAAAGUAAGUAAGCGAGGCUAGUUGGUAGUAGGUCGUAGUAAGUCAGUGAAGCUAGGCUAGGUGACCGAGUUCAAGUGCAAAGCCUUGUGCCUUCAGCAGCGGACAUCGGCUCACCGACAAACGAAAUCAUGAAAUUUAACCGUCCGUUUUAAUUUUUUAAUAAAAAAAAAAAUCAACAAAAUCAAGUAAAAUAUCGUAAAAAUCUGUGCGGAGCGAGAGAGCGUGAGAGAGAAUGAGCAAACGUGGAGUUAAAAAAGAAAUUAUUUAGACGGUUGAGAGAGUAGGGAUUGAAAGAGGGGUAGAACGAGAAAGAGUGUGAAUGAUGAUCGGAGGGAGGGAUUCGAGGUAGGGAAACGGGUUUCGCGAGAAAUUUACAAGAACUGGAUGGUGUGCGGUAUAAACAAGAACAAAGAUCUUUCUAAGGAGAAACACGGAACAGGGUCGCGAAAGAUGGGGAAGAAGUACAGGUUCGGUGGAAGGGGGUUGGAACCAGUGAUCAUCACGGAUUAGGAGUACUUAUUUGUUUGCUCGACGACUUGAGACUUUUGAGACUCGCCAGACCCUGCAACGUAAUAUGCUAGCAUAAAAUACACGACCGUCGUAAACAAACAAGAAGGGGGGGCGCUGAAAAUUGAGAACAGCAGAUAGCCCCGGCAGCUUCUGGGACUGAUUUUCAGUUCGCUCACCCUCGAGAUAGAAACUCGUACACUGGGGGUAACAAAACACUUACACGCACGUACAGUAUACACGAACGCGCGCACACAGACAACGACAAACACGUACACGCGCUCGCAAAAAUCGAACGACCGAGCGGAGAAAAGCAGUCGAACGCAAUUGAUAGGCACACACACACACAGACACAUACACACUCACGCGUCGCUACAGUUACAUGUACACUAAAAUUCUCGAUGUUGUAACACUGUAACUCUAUGCUAUUAACUGAUUGUACGCAGUUGUAUUCCGUAGUAAAUACCAAACGCAAGUUAAGCAAAAGAAACAAAAGAAAAAAAAAAUACGUAAUUCGUGUUAACAUGUAUUAACGCGUGCGAGAUGGUAAUCCGAACGAGAGACAGGAGCGAAAGGGAGAACGCGCGGUGCAAUUCAGUUUUUUUUCCAACGACGUUUCGAGGGGCGUAAUUUAGGGGGAAUAAUCAACAAUGAAAAGCGGACAGUCAGAUAAGAGCGUCGGUUCCAUACAUAGAACGGUGAACGAGACGGGAGCGACUGCUAGUACUUCGCCUAGGACAUCUAGAAACAUCGUAUAUAUGUAUAUACGUAUCGUGUUCUACUAUUGUAACGUUAUAUCUGUUACGCGUUAAACGAAGCAAAUAGCAAAACGAUAAAUUUAAACCAUUGCACGCGUGUAAACGUUUCUCCUUCGAUCUCGUCGCUCCGUGGCGGUGGGAAAGACGGCCCCCCAAGAUCCACGAUAAAGAACAAUCAUUUUAGAUGGCUUCCCGACACCCCGGAGCGGCGUGGCUCGAACCGCGGAGACGACGAAAAAAAAAAAAAAAUACAAAAUGAUUAAAGAACUGUACACUAGGUAAAACGCCGUAAGGCAGACACUGCCACACCGCAGAGUGUACGCGAGAACACCACGAAACGAACGUCGCAAGAAGCACGGAGCAGAGCUAACACGGUGAAAAGAGUACAUCGAGGAGAGGACGCGCGAGGAAAUAAGGGUUGGGGGAGGGGAAUACAAAAAAGCAACGUCACGCAAACCAUCAUCGCCAUCUCCUACCGACGACGCGCGUCAUUUCAGUUUCUUAACGACGAAGAUAUCUAUGUGUACUCUCGGGAACUCGGAGACACCGUCUCGAAGCGUUGCUGGCCCGCGAAAACAACUUACGAGCUCUUCGAGGCACUUUAAGAGCCCGUGUCCGGAUCGUUUAGAUCGAGCUACGUACUUGAACAACAUAGCAGGCGAUGCAAAGGGGGCGUUCUUGAAAAUCGAAGUAUAAUUAAAUAAACUGAUUCGAGGCUUCUACUGUCGAAUGUAUGGAAGCUCCAAGAAAACCUGGGCCCCAUCGUCCGAAGUAGGUAGCCUCCAGAUGCUCGUCAUCGAGGAAAUUAACAUACGACUUCGAGGAAGGAACUGAGAAUAGAAACAGCAUCCAGGAGACUCGAUGAAACGUAGAACUUCUGGCUGGUCGGCAACGCGUCGAGAUAGAGAGGGAACCUGGUACAGAGACAACAUACAAAAACACUUGCACGCACCUGUACUCCGCAUUGUUGUACCACACACUCGUGCAUCUACCGCGUUGAGUGCUUUCAGGCAUCGACGUUUUUAUGUGAGAGAAACACGUGAGAAAGAGACAGAGUGAAUGAAAACGCCGAACGCAAAGGGAGCAGGGAAGAAGUUUCUUAAAGACACAGGCCACACUGUAACAGGCAUUGCCUCUAUCGUCGAUCUGCGGCGUCGUCGAGGAUACCACUGAUCGACGAGCAUCAUCGACACGUUCGUUUUGGGCUUCUAUAAUUCUUAACGAGUAACGUUUAAGGGUACUGCGCGCGAGGACAGCUUGCAACAUCGUCUAUUCGUACUCGAGACUUCCUUUUUGAUUCGCUUUAGGUAAACACUGUUUAGAUACGUAAUCUGUUUAAGGGUACUGCAACGGUCGUGAACACGUUCGCAAUUCGUAGAAUUGUUCUCGCAUGUGCGAGCCACGGGUUGACGUUCGCCUCAGAUCAAUUUUGACCUCGGUUUGAUCAGACGAGCUCUUUCAUUCUUUCUUAAUCGCAUUAACGACUUGAUUGGUUAGAGAUAAUCGAUGAUGAUCGUUUAAAUACUGGUCUAGAAAAGUAGCUGGACACUUUGCGUGGAAUUUGUUUUUAGUAGUCGGUUCAAAAAACGCAUUUCAUAUCUUAUAUUUUGUGGUUUUCUUCAGAGUCGUUGCUUUGGUUGCUAGAAAAUGCAGAUUUGCAACUGCAAUUGCUAGAAAUAAAUAAGAUAAUCAGUAUAAGCCGUUCACUGUCCAUGACCCGUAUACGGGUCAUAGCGCCACGCUUUUAGAUAUGUUGCUAAGGGGCUGGACAGUGAACGUCUGAAUAUUAUUUUCUAUGAUCGAUAUGGACAAAUCUAUUGCGCGUUUCAGCUUCGAGGAAUAAUUUCGUUUCUAAUGAAUCGUUUGUUGGACAGUUGAGUGGUGGAUCAAGAAGAUUUUGAAUUUUGACGAACAGGAAAGAUUUCAGAGCUCGACUCAUCGAACAACGUUGUCUUGUUUUUGGUACUCCCAGCUAAAAUAGGGAGUUCGAGAACGUCAGCCUCUCGCAAGCGGUCACGAGAGCCUAGAACGGAAUCGACAGUCCUGCAGGGAGAUCCCCUAUACUUUGAAGCGCAGAAAAAUCGUCACGGACCGUCGACGGCAGGUCGUCAUCGACACUGUUUCGUUUCGUAGAGUUUAGAACCAACCCCUUUGACAGAUGCUUCCCCGUUGAACAAAGGACGAUCGAACGGCGGCCAUCGUGAUUCCCGACGCAAGCAAUUUGCCUUGUUACGAGCAGAAAGAAACAUUGAUAAGUGAAACUUUUACAAGAAAUCGGACUUCAAAGAACAGGCUUGACCUGUAAAACAUACAAAACACUCAAUGCAGUGUUUUCCAAUUUUGACAACCCUCAAACGCAACCAAGUUUUGAAAGAGUUCAAUAUAAAUAGCUAUUCGAAAUAAAAAAAAAAUUUUAAUUUGUGUCGAAUGUAUUAAGAGUAGAAUGUAAAUGGGUUUGACUAAGUUUUGGGGCGAUUCCUUCCAGGACCGAUCCUUCUUUCUGGCCGCGAUAGAGGCGCGAGGGCCAGGAACGCGAUAAAGUGGAGUCGCGCGAAACUUGAACCGCCCGGGGCGACGUUUUCUCCCCCGGCAGGUUUCGCGUCCAGAGAUUCUCUCGGUAGAUGGUCGGGAAUCAAGGUGAACCGCAUCCUUCGACAAAUCAGAAACCGGUCAUACGUUACUCCGCGAGAAGAACAACCGAAUAAAAAGAAAAAGAAAAAUAAUGGUAAAAAGCGAAGAAGCAGAGCGGACCAGAGUGUAUAGAGGAACGCGAGAGAAGAACAAGCGGGAGGGGGGUUGAGAGCCAACGGGGGAAGGGAGAAAACUGCACACGGACACAGAGACACGCCAUACACACAUGCACGCGCGACGCGCAGAGUACACGAGACGAUGAGAGAAACAGAAAAAAGUAAAACGAAAAUUAAAAAAAAAAAAAAAAAAAAUGUGAAAAAAAAAGAACAUGCAAUUCUACGAUCACUGCCAAGGGCGUUAACCGUUGACGUCGAUUUCUCAUUGUCUGAAUGUCGUAGUCGGUUUUUCUCCCCCUCGCGAUUCAAGCCGACGAGUGCGAAAUGCUACCGCAAAAAACGAUUAUAUACAAAAGAAGACACUACCACGCGCGUCGCAUACGACAUAGGGAUAUUAAGAAUAACGAAAAAAAAGAAAAAAAGAAGGGGAAAAAAAACGCAAAAAAUAUAUUAUAUACACACACGUGCGCCCGCUCGAUUUCGAAUUGCCGUUUGACGAGGACGAGCGAGCGAUUUGUUCAUGAUACUGCCAAUGCGUAGACUCGAGUUUCUGUGUUUUUUAAGGAACAACUAUAAUACUCCUUUUAAAUGUGUCGAGCCACACGUUGUACACGAUCACACGCGCGCGCACACACACACAGACACGCCCAUAAACGUGUACACACCACAUUACACACACACACAUGCUGAUUAUCUACCUAUACGUACGCGCAUCGUGCCGCAAUCUCUCUUGUCUGUUUGUCCGCCCGGGUACCCUGAUCUGUCCGUUUCUCCUAGGUGUCUCCUUCGCCUCUAUGUACGUAAAAUCACACUAGACGCAGAUGUACGUGUAAAUAUUCGGGACCGGGUUACGCGAUCACGGCGACGACUGAUCCCCGGGUUCCCAAUAUUACGAAAAAAAAAUAAGGAUUCCGUUGGAUGGAACCGACGACGGACGUUAAACGCCCCCGGGAGGUUGUUGAAUCCUUCAGCAGCUUGCAGUCUGUUUCCAAGCAGGUCCUCCAUCUUCGAACGAGUCAGAGGCGACCAAAUCGUUCUGCCUAGGCAAUAAUUUCGAACAACGAAUAGAAGAUAAACCACUGUUUAUCCGUUACUCGUUAAGUACGAAUUAUAGUUUCGAAAAUAUUUUACAACGAACGGAACUGCCCCCGAGCCAAAAAGACGCGUCCAAAAGUGCUCCUUUUAUUUCUAAUUCGCUGGAAUAAUCAUUUAUUUUCUUAUUGGCAGGAAGUCCCACUUUUAAAGUGAAGAAACGGUGAAUAGGACUUCCUGUGUUCGUUAUAGAGUCGAAAUUAAUGCUAUUUUUGUUCGAUGCAAAGUGUCUCCGAAGUUGGCGUGUCGCGAGCGUGAAAAAUGUCGGUCGUCGGUGACAACCGGACGGACAGCGCCGUUUUCCCCGAGCAUUCUGCAUACUUCUAACGAAAAAUGUUGGAUGUUCGAAGGUUUGGCACGACAGUCGACCACCGUGAACGCGAACCCGAUAUUUUCAUUGUGCGCAGUAAACGAGAAGGGAAACGAUUAUUCGUUCCGCGUUCGUAAUUAGUCGACAGACGGUCGAGAAUACGGUAUUUUCUUAUUGGAUGCAACGCCGGCCCUGCGAUGAGCGAGAAAGAGAGAAUGCGUGAGUGAGAGGAAGGUUCUUGUUAUUAAUCGCGAGAUGGAGGAAGUCGUUUAAUUUAUUGGAAGCUGUAGAAAAUGGAAAAAGAAAAAGAGGAUACGAAGGAAAGCUUAUAAGUUGAAGAUUAUUAUAAAUAAAGUUAAAUGAUUAUACUUUGUUAUAGUAGUUUAUAUGUUAUUUUUCUGGGUUGUACACGAACGGAACGGUUAUUUCAUCUUUUGCUUUUUUCUCGUCCGCGUGUCGAAAUUCUAUAUUGUACAUAAAUGUUUGUAACGAGAAAAACGUGGAGGAGCCCUGAGAAUUUUCAUCGUUAACGGAACGGCCGUCGGAUUUUUCGCCACGGGACCGAUGCCCACACAUAGCUUUCUAACGAUUUCGAGAUCUACCGCGAAAGCGGGCCUUGUUUAGUGUUCUGCGACGAAAUAUUUCGUUAAAAAUUUACGAGCAACGAUACGAACGUUUCGUCAAAAAGGUAUCACGCGAACAGUUUGUUAUUUUCUGGACCUAGAUAAAAAAUUUUAGCCGCGGUUAGGACGCUUAGAUCACCGGCGAUAAUUGAAUCGGAAACCUGAAACCUUGGAAGCUUUUGAUUCGCUAAAUUUGUUGACGUUGUUCGUUAGAUGCGAAAUGUAAAAUUGUUCGAUAGGUAAAAUAGCAAUAAGUUACAUCGGUACUCGACGAUCGAGAAGUUUCGCAAUUAUUAUAAAUACUUUUUCCUCCCCCAUUCGCUGAAACAGCUGUUUAGACAGAUCGUUACCACCCUAUAAACGAGCCAACAAAAUUUUCGGGGCUGCCAAUACCAACACACCAAAGUACUACAACGUUCGUGACUAAAAAACGUACAAAAUUUUUAACGGAUGAAACGUUGAAUGUUGAUUUAUUAUAACAACGUGUAAAAUGUUAGAACUUAAACGUCGCUGCUAGGCAUACGAAUAAGUCUGAAGAAAACGAUAAGAAUAUAACUAAUAACUAACGAAACAAAACGCUGAGAAUGGACGGGAAGAGAAGAGAGAAGUGGCGAAAAAAAAAAAAAACAGUAGGAGAGCGAUGAAAAGCCAGAAAUUUGCUAUAAAUAUAGUACCGAUAAUCGUACAAAUUUGUCCCCUCGGUUCUCGCGACCAGGAGAAGAAAUGCGACCGUCGUUGUUUGUCAUUUUUAGGACCUGCCCUCGUCGGAUGUGCACCCGGUCGACUUACUACUACUACUACUGUUACUCCUAUUAUUACUAUUACUGCUACUGUUACUGCUGCUAUUACUACUACUAAUACAUAACACACACGUUUGUACUUGCAACACUGGGAACGCACGUACGCACACAGAAGACAGAUACCCAAUUUUAAAAAGAAAAAGACAAAAAAAAAGAAUACUUACACACUGGUGUGAAUCGUUUACACGCGUACACGCACGACGCUCGUUCGAUCGGAUGAGACGCACGGUGUAGUCGAUGAACCACGACGCGACGGCUUGCAAUUUUAAUAGGAAUUUCCCAGAGUUGGAUUACUUUCAUAUUGCGCGUUCAAAAUUUAACUACAACCAGGCGAAAUUGAUGAAAUUGCGAUCUACGGCGAGUUCCAAUCGGAGCGAAUAAUAGAUGUCUUCGAUGUGUUGGAAAUCGAAGUAUUAGCGAAUUAGCAUCGUUAGUCGAAUCUUAAUCGAUCAGGAACGUUAUUUGAUAUCUAAUUUAUCUCUAUUUGUUUUAAAAAUUAUAAUUAAUCACGACUAUACCGGUUAAACUUAUCCAAUCGGUCACGAGACCGGUGUACAUAGCGUACGCUUGUUCGAAGAACACGAAAAGCAAACCAAAUGCGUCUUGUAUCUUCUACUAGAAUCUAUAUACAUACUACUAUACAUAUUAAUUGUAAAAUAUUCGAAAUUAUUGUUAAACGAGAAGUCGGUGUGAAAUUAGAUGAGACGGGGCGUAGAAUUUCGGCUCUUUUUUUAGGCGUAAGCGCGCGAAUUCGAUUUCUCAUCGUGGUAAACAAUUAUGAAUUUUUCGAAUAAAAUUGACGGCCGAGCGCAAAAGCCUCGGGCCCAUUAUUGGAAAGACGAACUUAUAACGAAUUGGUGCUUUGGAAUGUAUUAGACUGAAUUAUUGUUGUACGUUUUAAACGAAAAAAAAACGAUAAAAAAAAGUAAAACGAACACGAGGAAAUCGGGGGUAAACAAAAACCUGUGGGAGUUUUUGCUCCGCGUUUCGAUUUAAAAAGAAUUGGUAAAAUAUUAUUUCUAUUUGGAGCGUUUUAUAUAUACAAUAUAUUAAUUAUACUAUAUUCGCUAGGUUGCACACUUACACAUACACAUGUACACGUACACGUACACGGUAUUUUGCGUACAGUGAUGGGAAUCAAAUCGCCUUUGUGAUCGGAAAGUCGUUUCUAAGAAAGUUAUUUUAAGAAAUUAUCGAUACAUUCGUUGCAAUUUCGAUCGGUUCGUAAUUAAUUCGACGCUCGAGGACACUUUUAUCAUUAUGAAUCUUGUCCAAAACCAAUUUAACGCUAGAUUUAGUGUUUCCUUUUCUUUUAAUCAGAUUCAAGACAAAUUGCUAAUGUUUACGAGUUCCGUGACUGUGAAUCUAAUGUUGAAAAACUAUACUUUGACUUCGAGCGGCCGAUUUACUCCGAACCGACCGGAACGGGGCGAACGAGCGAGGGCCCCCGAGUGAAAUUUUUGUCCGAAACAUAAUCAGAGGGGCGCCCCCGCGUCGAUAAGCAAAAUUAGAAAUUCUGCGGUGACGCUUUGUGAUUCUAGUAGAUUUAGAUUUGUUAGAUUCGAUUGUAUUUCGAGAGUCAAAAUUAAAAUUCUUUAAGGGUAUUCGUUGAAAUCGAUCCAAACCAUUCGGUGGCGUUGUUUCUCUUUGUUGGCGAUCGAGACGGUCUUGAAUACUCGAAUAAAUUAACUAAGUCGGUGGUUCUCGUGUUUUUAGGGAUCGUGAAAAACAAAAUUUUUUAGCGGAACCACCGGUUUCACGCGAAUUUCGCGAAGUUUUCUAAAUUCGCAGCAGCGGGCGGUGGAGGAGAAGAAGGAGGAGGGUUAGGGGGGUGAACGAAAGGAAAUUUUUUUCGAGGAGGGGAAAAAGUCGCGUUGCGAUUCCCAACACUAAAUUCACACGUGUGUAUGCAAAACACAGACGCGAAUUAUUCAAAAAAAAAAAAAUCGACAAACAAGAUACUUUGUAUGUACAACAAUUAGCGGUUCUGUUUUUGAACGAAACUGAGAGUCUGAGAGUGUUGCGUGUGUGCGUGUGUGCGUGUGUGCGUGUGCGUGUGUGGGUUGCGUGGGCGAGUGAGAGAGAGAAAGACUCGGCGUGCACUCCGCCUGGAAUGUGAGAGGGGAGGGGGGAUUUGACAAAAAAGAAAAAAAAAAAAUGAAAAAUGGUGAAAACAUAAUAAGCGAGAAAACUUCGUCGCGCAGGUGCAAGGGAGAUUUUUUGCAAAUUGGCAAUGCGGCGGUGCAUUUCGACAUAAUUCGCCCGCGUGCGUUUAAUAGAAGUUACAUGACGUAGAUAUCCGUUAGGCACGCGCGAAUAGCGCCCCCAGGUAGAUAUCGAGAAACUCCAUUGGCGUGACUCGGGGGGAGAUUGUUACCAAAUUUGCGGAAUUGAAAAAUUCGUGGCCACCCUUUGCCACCGUUCGGAUACCAUAAAUUUUCACGAAUUGCUUAAAUUACAAAAGCUCUGCGCACGAUUCACGGAAAGUUUUGUACAAAUUUGUACGUUUCGAGUAAUUUAAAUUGAUUCCCGGCCGAAUCGAUUUUGCAAUUCCGCGGCCUGUCGAUCCUGAAGAGAUCCCCAAGUUCCCCGAUUAAAAACCACCCUGAAAAAAAAAAAUAAACUAGCAGGAAAAUAAAACGGGCUGUCGAAAGCUUGCUCGAAGUUUUGGGAAAGUUUUGGAGAGCCAAUUCGUGUAUUCCUGGUCCUUAAGAGGCUCCGAAUUUUUGGGGAUUCCGACGUAUUCACGCGUGCCUGAUAACUCACGUGUUCUCCGCAAUGGGCAUGCGAGGAGCCAUAUAUACAUCAACAAUAUUAUAUUCUAACGAUUACUAAUUAAUAAUGUACAAUAAUUUUAACGAUUGCUGGACGAUGAAGUCUUUAAGCAUGUAACAGCGUUGCACGAUGAAAGGGAGUAAGAUGUGCGAGACGGUGUGAGAGAGUGUGAGAGUGUGAGACAGCGACGAAACGAAUCCUGAAUGUACAGUUAACAAACGAAGAUAGAGAGCUAAAACCGGGCAGAAGCUACGAGAUAUGUAUUUGUCUUUUAAAAUCGAUGUGUAUUUUUUGCGGAGAAAACGAGGCGAGAAAUAUAUUUGGGGAAAGGACGAAAACCGUUGUUGCCGGUAUGUGUUUCACGGGGCUGACAACCUUUCUUCGCGAGUUCGCGAAUUCGAGUCAGAGUUCAUUGGUGGGACUCUAUUGCGUUAGAUUUCUCGGCGAUCGGAAGAAUUUUUAACGAACAGUGUGUUCGCGAUAAAAAAAUAUAUUUAGUCCGCCUUCUUGUUAGUUCGUUGGUAUUCUUUUGUUGCUUGGAGUCUUUCGAAAAAUUUUUUUGUGCAAUCACGAUUCUGGUUUCAUUUUCUUUUCAUUAAAAAUUCUUUGAAACCGCAUCCAAAGAUUAUAGUCGACGUUGUAAAAAAAAAAUUCGAUGAAAUUCGCGUUGCAAAGAAUUUCGAUCCCUUCGAAACGUUAAUCGUGAACGUUCUUCUUGUAUCGUUUCUGAAGAAUUUAAUAUCUCGACGAAUUCUUUGAUCCCCCUUGAAGAAAUUUUGCUUCGGGGGGAUUGGUUUUGCAUAUUAUUUUGAUACGAAAGGAAGAAAAAAAAACGAUUCUCAAGCUCAAUUUUCCAUUUUAUAAUCCACCUUAGUAUUGUGAAUAUAAAUUUUUGUAAAUUCGACGAAUCGAAAAUUGAUUUUUUGAGUCCGUUUCGUUUUAAAUGUAAUCGAUCGUGUUUCAUUGAGUAAAUGCAAUACUGUGAACCAUGAUGAAACGAGGAAACUAUCCCUCGCCCCUUUAUUCUGUAGUUUUCGGGGAAAUUUUACGACUCUUCCAGGGCGGUUGCAAUCAAUUUUCUCUCAGAAUUAGAACGAGAUCGAAAAUUCGGAAAUUAUCGUGAUCGAAGAAAUGUCAUAAAAGAUUUCAAAUUUUUCUAUUCGUUUGUACGGAAACACUGAAUAUUAUGUAAAAUCGCCCUCGAAGGGGUCGAAGGCGAUCGAACCCUGCUAACAAGUACAAGUAAAAAUGAAAAAAAAAAAAACACAUAAGUAACAAGAAACGAGGGUGUGUUAAAUAAUUUUCAAUGUAAAGUGUACACCAGCAACGUCUAAGAAAAAAAUCGUUAAAGAAUUUAUUUUCCUGAGAAUCCAAGAGGCGUUCAAAGUUUAUAUUGAUAACAACCAAACGAAAAAGAGUAUUUAUUUUUCUUACACAGUAUUGCACGCCUUUUGAUUAAGGGUUUGGAAGUAGGGGGAGGGGGGGGGGGGUUGGGGGUGUGGAGUGCGCAGACGCUAGGAAAACGACGAGCGACAAAAAUUUCACCGAAUGCCGAAAUAUGAGAUAAGUUCGAGGGAUAAUAACGUUCGUGAAAACGAAAUACAAUAUACUGGGGGGGUGCAGAAAUAUUAUCUCCAAGGUCAACACUUAUUUCCCCCCCCACCAUCUUUAGCUUUUUUUGUCCGGUCGUGGCAUCUCUCACGGUCUUUUGAUCUCAAUAUUCCUCUUCUGAUCGAGAGGCGGUAACUGACUUGGGGUUGGCCACGCCCAUUCGGGAGAAUUUCAGAGUUCGAGAGUAUAGCGACCUUGAGGACGAUGAAUCUGCGCCCCCAAAAUGUAAUUACGUAGGGAUAAGGGGACAGAGAACGCCGAACGCGCGAAAAGAAGCGAGAACGGAGAAUACACGCAGAAGCGAAGAGUUCAAAGAGAGUUGCAUUGUGUACAUAAUAACGCAGGGAAAAGGGAGCAGGGACGAAGAAAUGAAAAGAAUAAAAAAAAAAAAACAUACCGUGAAAUACAGAGGGUAACCGAACGACACCUUUGUAAAUUAGCUUUGUACAUUGUCCCUCCUGUUUACUUUUUGUCUUUAUUUUUCGUUUAUUGUUGCCGGAUGGGCCCGGAGUGGAGGACUGCACGCGUUUGUUUAUCGUUCGAAGCUUCGAGGGAAAUUUAUUGUUGCCAAUCGACCGACACGUGGGCAGAGGAAACGAUUUUGAUCAAAAUGAUCGGAGAAAUUUUUUUUUAUUUGCUUUCAACCGUAUUUGGGAAGCACGGGGCAUUGGAUAUUUGGAUUUCGUGAUCUACGUUCUUUGUUUUUUUUUAAUUGCUUGGAACAGUUAAAGUUUUGUGAACUGUUUGUAAAUUGCUGGGCAAUUCCAAAAGAAAAGAAAAGUGUGUUCCAUUAUUUACAGCGUACUUAUCUGUAAAAUAAUUAACGAAACGAAAUUUACAAAUGUUGAGAUAACGUUUUCACUAUCGUCGAUGUUUCCAUCUUGAGGCUCUGUUAUGUAUAUAAAUAAAUAUACAUAUACGUGUAUACAUACAUAUAUAAACAUAUAUUUUUCUGGGAUAAAAAGUAACUACAAUGACGUAUCCGACCUCGUGGACGCAAUAAAAAUUCAUAUAAUCGAUUAUGCAAUGGGCAUCAGGGUGUAGCGUAAUAGAGAGAGUGAGAGACAUUAUAAAGAGAUGACUAUUUUUUUUAAACAAAACACGAUGGUGGAGCAAGGGACUGGAGCUUCUUUUUUUCGAAACAUCCGAUGAGAAUUUGUUCGCGUCUUUGUUUCCCUUUUUUUUUUUCUUCUUUUCACUUGACGAGUUUACUUCGAAUCACUCUGCCUACGCGUCGAACUACGUGUAUGAAAGUUUUAUUGUAAAAAGAAACCAAUCUUCAUGAAUUAUAUACGAAAUUGAAUUUACAAUUAUUUAUAUUACAUUAACGACAUAGUAAUAAUUGUACGAACUAUAUAUAAUAUUUAUUACGCGUGAGUAUAAUUCAUGAGAAUUAUAUAUAAUAAUACAACAAAAUUUCUCUCAUAUUUUUCAAUAAUUGUGUCCCAUGGAAGACAGUUUCGACAGGAUCGCGAAAUUUAAUAAGCUUGAAAGGGAAACUGGUCGAUUUUAUUGUAAAAAGUAAAACCCAGCGAAUGUAAAUUAAAAAAAAAAAGACUAUGAUUUACAUUUUACGAAAGCUCUUCGACCGUGGAAAAUGGAUCACACAUUAAUGAAAAAGAAAAAAAAAAGAAAC
This is a messenger RNA of Colletes gigas, 18633 nucleotides long. It is a transcript of the gene Ecr, whose product is annotated as ecdysone receptor. Bases 2813 to 4570 code for a protein of 585 amino acids. Gene Ontology annotation, molecular function: ecdysone binding; nuclear receptor activity; RNA polymerase II cis-regulatory region sequence-specific DNA binding. Gene Ontology annotation, cellular component: nucleus. The record is from RefSeq and is a predicted model, not a curated record. Gene Ontology annotation, biological process: positive regulation of transcription by RNA polymerase II; negative regulation of transcription by RNA polymerase II; cell differentiation. The transcript is spliced from 7 exons. NCBI's taxonomy places the organism in Eukaryota, Metazoa, Arthropoda, Insecta, Hymenoptera, Colletidae.